GACCACAGUUUCCCUAAAUUUUUAAAUUCAAGUUGUUUGAAAAUUGCUUUGGAAAAAAUUGAAGAUUGUGAUGAAAUCAGUGUUAGUAAUCUUUGUCAGUGUGUGGGUGCUGACUAGUUCCAACCCAAUUUGGGAUCCGGAGAAAUGUCCAAUAUCAGGAGAUACUCCUCUUCAUCUUCCUCACAAAACAGACUGUUGCUUGUUUUACACGUGUAAUUUCGGUUGGGCUCACAUCCAAUCCUGCCCUAGCAAUCAACAUUUCUAUAUGGCUUUACAACGAUGUGAUCACCCAGCAUUGGUUGGAUGUACAUUACCGCAAUCGUCUUGCACAAUUAGUUUAACAACGGCGCCUUCACCUGUAUCACCAACCACUGCUCCAGUAACUACUCCGGAAAUAACAACGGCAGUACCAACAACGGCAGUACCAACAACGGCAGUACCAACAACGGCAGUACCAACAACGGCAGUACCUACAACGCCAGUAACAUCACCUAUUACAACUGCUGCACCACCGGUAACCACACCAACAACUCAUUGGACCACUGUGACGGCAGACACCACGACGGAGUACAUUCCGUCGGCCCCGACACCAGAAACAAUUGUUCCAUCAGCGCCUACUCCAUCAACAGGAACAACUACUACAACUUUUAGUCCACCAACUGUCGAAACGGUUCCUCCGCCUACGGUUCCAACGAUAGGAUUUUAGAUGUUCGAAUAUAUCAACUUUAUGCACCAGAUGCAUUUGUCGUUGCAAAAUGCUCUCUGGUAAUAGCAUGAAAUUUUAGCAAACUGCAACUCCAAAGUUUUUUUUGCAUGUACUGUUGGGUGUGAAGUAGAUAGUUCUAUUUUAAAUAUUAUUUAUUAGUUGUAGUUUUAAGAGCUACAGUCGGUUGCAUUACCGGAAACACAAUGAACUUCAGUUACUUAUCGCAAUGUAAUUGAUGUAAUUAAUUUGCUAGUUACAUUCGAAAUGAUAAGAUAUCAUGUGUAUUAUCUCGAUAAUUUAUUGCCGCUACCUUUUGUACCAAACCGAUAAACAAUGACUCUAGAAAUCCCUGACUGGUGAUUAAAUAAAAUGAAUGUCUUUUAAUGCAAGAGGGUUUUUUUUUAAAUUUUCUGAUGAGAGGAAUGUUUUGUGAUGAAUUACAUAUUUACUAAUAUUUAUUCAGAAUUAUAUUGUGUGUUUUGUCACAGACGAUGACAUAUCAACACUAUCAUGCAAGAGGGUUUUUCUUA
Messenger RNA from Wyeomyia smithii (pitcher-plant mosquito), 1236 nucleotides. RefSeq names its product salivary glue protein Sgs-3-like. The coding region runs from base 71 to 706 and encodes 211 amino acids. Lineage: Eukaryota; Metazoa; Arthropoda; Insecta; Diptera; Culicidae. The record is from RefSeq and is a predicted model, not a curated record. The transcript has a single exon. Gene Ontology annotation, molecular function: chitin binding. Gene Ontology annotation, cellular component: extracellular region.